Molecule: messenger RNA, 2878 nt
Organism: Ochotona princeps (American pika)
Lineage: Eukaryota; Metazoa; Chordata; Mammalia; Lagomorpha; Ochotonidae
Gene: JUN
Product: Jun proto-oncogene, AP-1 transcription factor subunit
Exons: 1
Coding region: 1105-2118 (337 amino acids)
Biological process (GO): regulation of transcription by RNA polymerase II; regulation of cell population proliferation; regulation of cell cycle
Cellular component (GO): transcription regulator complex
Molecular function (GO): transcription factor binding; RNA polymerase II cis-regulatory region sequence-specific DNA binding; DNA-binding transcription factor activity, RNA polymerase II-specific
Source: RefSeq, a predicted model, not a curated record
AGCGGAGCAUUACCUCAUCCCGUGAGCCUCCGCGGGCCCCAAGAAGAAUCUUCUAGGGUGGGGUCUCCAUGGCGACGGGCGGGCCCGCCCCCCAGAGAGCGACGCGAGCCAAUGGGAAGGCCUUGGGGUGACAUCAUGGGCUAUUUUUAGGGGUUGACUGGUAGCAGAUAAGUGUUGCGCUCGGGCUGGAUAAGGGCUCAGAGUUGCACUGAGUGUGGCUGAAGCGGCGAGGCGGGAGUGGAGGUGUGCGGAUUCAGGGAGACAGACAUACAGACACAGUCCGCCCCGCCAAGAAGCCAGUCCGAACUGCAGGUCUGAUUUUUCCUCUUCUACUACCCCGAUCUAGCGUGCCUGUAGCUCCUGGGCUGGUGUUCCCGGGAGCACUGGGAGAGCAGCUUCUCCAGCCGCCCCCAGGAGGAGAGCCCCCACUGCCCGGGCGCUACUGACAGCGACGACUGCCCGCCCACCCGGAGAAGUCUGCGAGCGACUGCAGCGGCUAAAGAACUUUCUGGGCCCGGGAGGACCAGGGGGGACAAGUAGCCCUGGGUCCCGGAGCGAACUUUCGCAAACCUUUCCUGCGCUUUCGGCUGUCGCGGCCAAAAGAGGAGCGACCAGGAGGAACGCGCGCUCGCUCCGCUCGCACCCCGGCCUCGGCCUCUGAACUUGGCCAGCCGCGAGUCGCUGCUGCCGGGCGCCCCCUCUUCCUCGCAGCGGAAGAGGGCGACCAGUGCUGGGAGGCCAGGCGGUGGAGAUUGGCCACCGCUGCGGGGUCUGCUACGCCGGGGCUGUGCUGCGCUGCCAGGAAGCCAGCUCCUCCACGGGCUCCGAAAAUCCGUGAGUGACCGCGACUUUUCAAAGGCGGGCAGUGCGCGCCGAGUGGCCGAGUGGGAGAGCGGGCAGCGCCUUAACCCUGCGCUCCCUGGAGCGGACUGGUGAGCCGGGCGACAAGGGGGUGAAGGCCGGCGGGUGCGCGCGCGCUCCGAAACUUUCCUUGCCAGAAGCCCGAGGAGGCGCGGGUACUCCCCGCCCGCCAGCGCGCUGUUGCGGCCCCGAAACUUCUGCGUGCAGCCCAAACUAAGCCCACGUGAAGUGACGGGCUGUUCUAUGACUGCAAAGAUGGAAACCACCUUCUACGACGAUGCCCUCAACGCCUCGUUCCUCCAGACCGAGAGCGGCGCCUACGGCUACAGCAACCCCAAGAUCCUGAAACAGAGCAUGACCCUGAAUCUGGCCGACCCAGUGGGCAGCCUGAAGCCGCACCUCCGCGCCAAGAACUCGGACCUGCUCACCUCUCCCGACGUGGGGCUCCUCAAGCUGGCGUCGCCCGAGCUGGAGCGCCUGAUCAUCCAGUCCAGCAACGGGCACAUCACCACCACGCCGACCCCCACCCAGUUCCUGUGCCCCAAGAACGUGACCGACGAGCAGGAGGGUUUCGCCGAGGGCUUCGUGCGCGCCCUGGCCGAGUUGCACAGCCAAAACACACUGCCCAGCGUCACGUCCGCUGCACAGCCGGUUAGUGGGGCGGGCAUGGUGGCCCCCGCUGUGGCCUCGGUGGCGGGCGGCAGUGGCAGCGGCGGCUUUAGUGCCAGCCUGCACAGCGAGCCGCCGGUCUACGCCAACCUCAGCAACUUCAACCCGAGCACGCUGAGCAGCGGAGGCACGGCGCCCUCCUAUGGCGCGGCCGGCCUGGCCUUUCCCGCGCAGCCCCAGCAACAGCAGCCCCCGCCGCCGCCACAGCCGCAGCCACACCACCUGCCCCAGCAGAUCCCGGUGCAGCACCCGCGGCUGCAGGCCCUGAAGGAGGAGCCCCAGACGGUGCCUGAGAUGCCCGGCGAGACGCCACCCCUGUCCCCCAUCGACAUGGAGUCCCAGGAGCGGAUCAAGGCGGAGAGGAAGCGUAUGAGGAACCGCAUUGCCGCCUCCAAGUGCCGGAAAAGGAAGCUGGAGCGAAUUGCCCGGUUGGAGGAAAAAGUGAAAACCUUGAAAGCGCAGAACUCGGAGCUGGCGUCCACGGCCAACAUGCUCAGGGAACAGGUGGCACAGCUGAAACAGAAAGUCAUGAACCACGUUAACAGUGGGUGCCAACUCAUGCUAACGCAGCAGUUGCAAACGUUCUGAAGAGAGACUGUCGGGGGCUGAGGGGCAACAGAGAAGAAAAACAAAACACCAACAGACUUGAGAACUUGACCAGUUGCGACAGCGAGAAAAUAAAGCCGCGUCCGAGGACUUGAAAGCCAAGGGUAUCCAAGUUGGACUGGGUUGCGUCCUGACGGCGCCCCCAGUGUGCACGAGAGGGAAGGACUUGGCGCGCCCUCCCUAGGCGUGGAGCCAGGGAGAGGCCGCCCGCGGGCGGCCCCGCUUGGCCGACGGGCUGUCCCUGCGCCAUCAUGAACGUUAGACUUUUCUUUUAACAUUGACCAAGAACUGCAUGGACCUAACAUUCGAUCUCAUUCAGUAUUAGAGGGGGGAGGGGCGGGGUGAAAACUGCAAUAGAGACUGUAGGUUGCUUCUGUAGUACUCCUUAAGAACAUGCCCGGGAGGGCUGGGGGGGUGGGGGUGGGAGGGGAGGGAGUUGGUGAGGGCCAGGCUGAGCCUGCAGAGAAACUCUUUUUUCUGGCCUGCCUUCAUUAACCAUGUAUGUACAGAUAUAUAUUUUUUAAUUUGAUGAAAGCUGAUUACUGUCAAUAAACAGCUUCAUGCCUUUGUAAGUUAUUUCAUGUUUGUUUGUUUGGGUGUCCUGCCCAGUGUUGUUUGUAAAUAAGAGAUUUGGAGCACUCUGAGUUUACCAUUUGUAAUAAAGUAUAUAAUUUUUUUAUGUUUUGUUUCUGAAAAUUCCAGAAAGGAUAUUUAAGAAAAUACAAUAAAAUAUUGAAAAGUA